Messenger RNA from Penicillium expansum, 381 nucleotides. Its product is annotated as Ribosomal protein L7Ae/L30e/S12e/Gadd45. Gene Ontology annotation, cellular component: nucleolus; box C/D methylation guide snoRNP complex; precatalytic spliceosome. The transcript is spliced from 3 exons. Gene Ontology annotation, biological process: maturation of SSU-rRNA; mRNA splicing, via spliceosome. The coding region runs from base 1 to 381 and encodes 126 amino acids. NCBI's taxonomy places the organism in Eukaryota, Fungi, Ascomycota, Eurotiomycetes, Eurotiales, Aspergillaceae. The record is from RefSeq and is a predicted model, not a curated record. Gene Ontology annotation, molecular function: RNA binding.
AUGCAACCUUCUCAAUGUGCCGCGUGGCCGAACGCGGAUCCUGCGUUGACACAGGAACUCUUGGAUUUGUUGCAACAAGCCAUUCACUACAAUCAGGUCAAGAAAGGCGCAAAUGAAGUCACAAAGGCCGUGACCCGAGGCACCUCCGAGCUCGUCGUUCUCGCUGCUGACACUGUUCCUCUCGCGAUCGUGAUGCAUCUUCCAUUACUUUGCGAAGACAAGAACGUCCCAUACGUGUUUUUGCCGAAUAAGAUUGCGAUCGGUCGAGCAUGUGGUGUGGCCCGGCCAAUUAUCGCCGUCACCAUCAACUCGAACGAUGCUAGUGACCUGGCUCCACAGAUCGAGUGGCUUAAAGCCAAGGUGGAGCGACUUGCAAUCUGA